GGAAUGAGUGUUCUUUCCAUCGUGCGACCUCCUUUUAACUUUCAAAUUUCAAUAAUAAGGCCGGUCUAUUAUUACAAAAAUAAAAUAAUAAGAAGACCGGUCUUCAUACGAAAAAAAAGGCCGGGCUAUUCAAUACACCAAAAAUAAAGGCCGGAUUUUCUACCUCUCGCAAGCAGGCAACUAGGCAAGGCAACCACCCACGGUCCAGAGAGCCGCUGAUACCGGCUUACAACACACUUCUCACCGGAUCUCCGCCAUAUGCGAUUCUUUGCGCGGCGUUGCUUCUAAGGUUUUAUGAGAUGAUUUCUGUAAAUUGAAUUUGAAUCCGGAUUGGAGGGCAAAUGCUGGAAAUGGAGAAUGAUACUGCAAGUUCAGUUGAUGUUAUUUUGGAAUUUUUGAAAAAGAAUGGAUUUUCACGGGCUGAAGCUGCGUUGCGCAAUGAGUUGAAUAAUCGUCCUGAUAAUAAUGGGUUUCAGAAAUUAAGCCUUGAAGAGAAGGAAAGGGGUAAGAAAGCUGUAGAAGAAAAUGUGGAGAAGAUUUCAGUUGGAAAAUUAGAUUUUAGUUCCUGGAGUAGUGGUGAGGUUUCUAAAGAGCUUAUUGUCAAAGAGAUAGAAUGUGGAACAACUAGUCAUGGCAAGAAAAGCAAGUGGAACUCAACUUCUAUAGAUGACCCAAAAACUGCGGUCGACAAAAGCUUCUCUUUUUCAAAAGGUUCUGAUGAUACAGUUCUGGAUUUAUGUUCCUGGAAGUAUGAUCAAAAGAACAGCUCUGGGGAUCAUUCUAAAAGCAGCAGUAGUAUUAUAGAUCCUGCUCCCCCUGAUUUACAGACUGGCUGCCCUUCAAAUUUUCGUGUUUCUGAGUCCUUAAGUGGUAUGGGAAAAGUUGAUUUGCAACCAGUUAAUGAUAUCAUCUUCUCGGAAAAGCGAUUAUCUUGGGUUUCUGGUUCUGGUAAAGCAAGUACUGAUGCAAACUGGGAGUCUCAGCCAAUUGAUCUUAAAGAUGUUGAUAAACACAAACAAAGUGACAUUUUGCAAUCUAAAGGCAACUCUGCAGAUGAAACUAAAGCUAGAAACGAAGCCGGUUCUUGUUCCUCACGGGGCAAAUCGAACGAUUGUGCCGUCAAGACUGUUUUGUCAUUUUCUAACAUGGAUAUUCCAACCAACAGUGACAGUGCUCUUGUUUCCGGAAACAAGGACGUAUCUAGGAAAUCAAACAUGGACGACAUUAGAGCUGCUGUUAAGGAACAAGUGGAUGAGGUUGGAAGGUCUCUAUAUCUCUCGAAGCUUCAAGGAAUUUGUCACAAAAAGGAUGUAGACUAUUCAGGUUUGCCUUUGAUUUCAGAGACUCAGAAGGAAGAAUACCCUAGGUUACCUCCUGUUCGACUCAAGUCUGAAGAUAAGCCGUUGAGUGUUAAUUGGGAGGAAAGAUUUGAUAAUGAUGGACCGAGUUUGAAGUUGAGUAGUUCUGAUAGUGCUUAUCUUUUGGGUUCGUAUUUGGAUGUUCCUGUUGGUCAAGAGAUCAGUUCUUCAGGUGCCAAGAGAGUGAAUGGAGGCAAUUGGUUAUCUGUAAGUCGGGGUAUAACAGAAGAUGCUUCUGAUCUAGUCUCUGGUUUUGCUACCAUUGGUGAUGGCUUAAGCGAAUCUAUUGACUACCCGAAUGACUAUUGGGACUCUGAUGAGUAUGAUGAUGACGAUGAUGUGGGAUACAUGAGACAACCUAUUGAGGAUGAGACUUGGUUUUUAGCUCAUGAAAUUGAUUAUCCAAGCGAUAAUGAAAAAGGAACGGGACAAGGGAGUAUACCGGAUCCCCAAGAGAGGGCUAUAACCAAGGUGGAGGAGGAUGAUCAAUCCUUUGAGGAGGAGGAUUCUUAUUUUUCUGGUGAGCAAUAUAUCCAUUCAAAAUCCAUGGAGCCUAUUUCAGCUUUGAAUGAUCCUAUUGGGCUGUCUGUUACAGAAGUGUAUGAGAAAUCUGAUGGUAAUAAUAUAAUAGGUCAUUAUGACGGUCAAUUGAUGGAUGAGGAAGAGCUGAACCUUAUGCGUUCUGAACCUGUUUGGCAAGGCUUUGUGACACAGUCAGAUGAUCUGAUCAUGCUGGGUGAUGGCAAGGUCAUGAAUGAAUGUGGGAGGCCUGUGCUGGAUGAUGGAUCCAUUGACGAUGACCAACAUGGUACUGUUAGAUCCAUUGGUGUGGGAAUCAACAGUGAUGCUGCUGACAUUGGUAGUGAAGUACGUGACAGUUUAAUUGGUGGAAGUAGUGAGGGGGACUUUGAGUAUUUCCAUGAUCAUGAAGUGUUUCAAAAAAGGACUACCAAGGACAGGAAAAAAGUGUUUAAGCAUGAAGCUGAUCAAUAUUUGAUGGAAACUGAUAAAGAUACAUGCUUACAACUCAGAAAUCAUUCAGAUGUAGGGUUUUCAUUUGUGCCUCCUAUGAGAGGUGAGCCUGCAGGCUCUAAUAAACCUUUAUGGUCUAGCAACAACAAUAGUGUAGGUGAUGAAUGUAAUUAUAGUUUAGGAAAUGAUGAUAUGCUUGCAUCAUGGAGACAAAAAAGUAGCAGUUCUUCACCAACCAGGAGUCCUGAAAAUGAAAAUAAUCCUCCUAUUGAUAGAUCAGCUGAAUCUAGUCCUUUUACUCUCUCAGAUUAUGCUUAUGCUGAAAAGGUUCGUGUAAAAAGAGCAGUUGAUGAAAAAACGGCAAGCUUGAGAGAAGAUGAUGUUGGAGCAUCUUUGGAGGAUGAAGAAGCAGCUGCUGUUCAGGAACAAGUGAGGCAGAUAAAGGCACAGGAAGAGGAAUUCGAGACUUUCAAUUUGAAAAUAGUGCAUAGAAAAAACAGAACUGGCUUUGAAGAAGACAAAAAUUUUCAUGUAGUACUUAACUCAGUCAUAGCAGGACGCUACCAUGUUACCGAGUAUCUUGGAUCAGCUGCAUUCAGUAAAGCUAUUCAAGCACAUGAUCUACAUACAGGCAUGGAUGUUUGUGUGAAGAUUAUAAAAAAUAAUAAGGAUUUUUUUGAUCAGAGUCUUGAUGAGAUAAAGCUUCUCAAGUUUGUAAACAAACAUGAUCCCGCUGACAAGUACCACAUUCUCCGGUUAUAUGAUUAUUUUUACUACCGUGAACAUUUGUUAAUUGUUUGUGAGCUUCUCAAGGCAAACUUGUACGAGUUUCACAAAUUUAAUAGGGAAUCUGGUGGAGAGGUUUAUUUUACUAUGCCAAGAUUGCAGUCAAUCACAAUUCAAGUUUUGGAAGCUCUUCAGUUUCUGCACAGCCUUGGGCUUAUACAUUGUGACUUGAAGCCUGAGAAUAUCCUAGUAAAGAGCUACAGCAGAUGUGAAGUGAAAGUAAUUGACCUUGGGAGCAGUUGUUUUGAAACAGAUCAUCUAUGUUCAUAUGUUCAAUCGAGGUCAUACCGAGCACCAGAGGUUCUUUUGGGCUUGCCAUAUGACAAAAAGAUAGAUAUCUGGUCUCUUGGGUGCAUCUUGGCAGAGCUUUGUACAGGCAAUGUCCUAUUCCAAAAUGAUUCUCCAGCGACAUUACUUGCUCGAGUCAUUGGUAUAAUUGGCCCGAUUGACCAGGGGAUGCUUGCAAAGGGAAAAGAUACAUACAAAUAUUUUUCCAAGAAUCACAUGCUUUAUGAACGAAAUCAGGAAACAAGCAGGUUGGAAUACUUGAUUCCUAAGAAGACGUCCCUAAGACAUCGGCUGCCGAUGGGAGACCAAGGCUUCAUAGAUUUUGUUGCACAUUUGCUUGAAAUAAACCCAAAAAAGCGUCCUUCUGCAUCUGAGGCCUUGAAGCACCCAUGGCUUUCAUACCCAUAUGAACCAAUAUCAUCUUAGGAUCAUCAAAAUAGCUUGGUCUAAAUGACAAGCAGGGCUGCCACAUAAGUGCUUGUGGUAAACCUCGUCUAGGACACAGCCUACCACGAUUCAGUUGUGCCAACUGAUUAGCUCUGAAGAGUCAUAUAUGAUGCCAAUUUGUCCUUGUGCCUUGCCUGCUCAAUGCUGCUGCUAAAAGGUGAUUUGGUUCUGUUUUUGUGUUUCCCGAAUCAGCAGCCACAUUGUAUUCUGUUUUGACAAUUAUCAGAAGCUUUAAUUUGCUACUGAAAGUUAUGUUCUUAGGCAUAUUAGUCUGUUCUCAUUAUUCCCCCUUUUUUCUUGACCUUAACUUUUUUAGGGUUUUUCUUAUAAAUUUAUUUUGGUUCUAGUGUACUUGGGGGGAAGGUAGAGGGGGCAUACCGCAAACCAGCGUUGGGCUGUUGUAAAUGUUGUGAAAUGUGAUUAUCCAUUUAGUUCUGGCCACAA
Amaranthus tricolor (Joseph's coat) is the source of this 4295-nucleotide messenger RNA. RefSeq lists its product as uncharacterized. Gene Ontology annotation, cellular component: cytoplasm. The record is from RefSeq and is a predicted model, not a curated record. Gene Ontology annotation, molecular function: protein tyrosine kinase activity; protein serine/threonine kinase activity; ATP binding. The transcript is spliced from 8 exons. The coding region runs from base 342 to 3830 and encodes 1162 amino acids. NCBI's taxonomy places the organism in Eukaryota, Viridiplantae, Streptophyta, Magnoliopsida, Caryophyllales, Amaranthaceae. Gene Ontology annotation, biological process: peptidyl-threonine phosphorylation; peptidyl-serine phosphorylation.